Sinocyclocheilus rhinocerous is the source of this 1546-nucleotide messenger RNA. Its product is annotated as dnaJ homolog subfamily C member 27-like. Gene Ontology annotation, molecular function: GTP binding; GTPase activity. NCBI's taxonomy places the organism in Eukaryota, Metazoa, Chordata, Actinopteri, Cypriniformes, Cyprinidae. The transcript has 8 exons. Bases 297 to 1118 code for a protein of 273 amino acids. The record is from RefSeq and is a predicted model, not a curated record.
UAAUCGUGUAGCUAAGCAAAUAGUCGUUGCUAGGGCAACUAGCCCGUUAGCAUGUCGAAAUUAAAUAAUUCUACCUCCUAAAAUAUUUGCGUUUUUUGUCCGCGGGAAAACAUGCGUGAAAUGUACUUUCGGUUUAUGGAAAAAUGUUAUCCGUAAUAUUCCGUGACACACUGGCUCUCUGUUAGCCACAUAGCCAGCUGCUCACUGUGUCUACGGACCGACUCAGACAUAAACAUACGUGAAUUCUAGAGAUAUUUCAUCUUCUCCUUUGGACGAGGUUUGCGAAUAAGUGCAAUAUGGACACGAAUGUUCAGAAGAGGCGAGAAAACAAGAAGUCGUUACGGGUUAAGGUCAUUAGUCUGGGAAAUGCAGAGGUGGGGAAGAGCUGCAUUAUUAAACGGUACUGUGAGAAGCGGUUUGUGCCCAAGUAUCUAGCCACUAUUGGGAUAGAUUAUGGUGUAACCAAGGUUCAGGUUCGAGACAGGGAGAUAAAAGUAAACAUUUUUGAUAUGGCUGGACAUCCUUUCUUUUAUGAGGUCCGCAAUGAGUUUUAUAAGGACUCUCAGGGGGUGAUUCUGGUCUAUGAUGUUGGUCUGAGGGAGAGUUUUGACGCUCUGGACAGCUGGCUCACAGAGAUGAAGCAGGAAAUGGGCUCACAGGCCAACAUGGAGAACAUCAUCUUCGUCGUGUGUGCCAACAAGGUUGACCUGACGAAAAGACGAGUUGUGGAUGAGAGUGAGGGGAAACUUUGGGCAGAGAGCAGAGGAUUUCAUUACUUUGAAACUUCUGCCCAGAGUGGUGAAGGCAUCAAUGAAAUGUUUCAGGCCUUUUUCUCAUCCAUUACUGACAUGUGUGAAAAUGGAGGGAAGAGACCCACUUCAGAGGUCAAUGUAGGUUUUACUAAAGAGCAGGCCGACACCAUCCGACGCAUCCGCAACAGCAAAGACAGCUGGGAUAUGCUGGGGGUUAAACCUGGGGCCACAAGGGAGGAAGUCAACAAGGCAUACAGGAAGUUGGCUGUACUGUUGCACCCGGACAAGUGUGUGGCCCCAGGCAGUGAGGAUGCCUUUAAAGCAGUGGUUAAUGCUCGCACAUCGCUGCUCAAGAAUAUCAAUUGAUCAGCUUCACAUUGCCAUUAGUUGGAGUUGGAGAGUUACCUCGCAUUUGCAGAGUUCCCUUCUCAGUGAAGAUUACGCUUAAGACACAUGGAGAAGCCUCUGGACUCCAACAAAGACUUAGUAACAGCUGAGCUUGACAUACAGCUAUGACACUGUUUAUACUAUGACGUACAGCUGUCCUGUUUAUAAUGUAAUAUACAUGUUGAUGUCAAAAGUUGUAGUAGGGAAACAACAAUAAUGCUGUAAGAUUUCAGCCCAAAUCAUGUGCAUGUCACAUUGUCUUGGAGCAUGAGGAUGACCCUUCUUUUCCCAGUCUGUCCUGUGACUUGUGCUGCUUUGCUCCCAUAGAUGUACAGGUGAAAGACCACUUAUUUACCAACUGAUUUACGAGUCAGACUUAGCAUUCUAAUGCUGUUGUUUAAUCCCGA